This is a messenger RNA of Staurois parvus, 729 nucleotides long. The record is from the annotation of a GenBank genome assembly. Lineage: Eukaryota; Metazoa; Chordata; Amphibia; Anura; Ranidae.
AUGACCGACUCAGAGAGAAGUUUGGAUAAAGGCAGUGCUGCCCCAGGGCCAGUCCCACAAGGGUUGAUUCGACUAUACAGUAUGCGAUUCUGCCCCUUUGCCCAGAGAGCAAGACUUGUCCUAAUUGCCAAAGGAAUCAAGCAUGAAGUAGUGAACAUCAAUCUAAAGAACAAACCGCACUGGAUGUUUGAGAAGAACCCUUUGGGUCUGGUACCUUUUCUUGAGACAUCUGAUGGGAAGAUAAUCUAUGAAUCGACUAUUGUUUGUGAAUACUUGGAUGAUGCCUUUCCUGGGCAUGAGCUGAUUCCAUCUGACCCCUAUGCAAAAGCUGAACAGAAGAUGUUGUUGGACACUUUUUCUGCACUCACACCUAUAUUUUACAAGAUUUUGAUGACACAGAAUACUAAUAUAGAUGCAACUGAAUUAAAAUCACAGUUCUUUGAGAAGUUCAAAAAACUGGAAGAGGCACUGGCUAAUAAGAACACACCAUACUUUGGUGGUGAUUCUGUGUCAUUUUUUGACUAUAUGGUGUGGCCCUGGUUUGAGAAAUUCAGCUUUUGUGGAUUGGAAGGUCUUUUAGAUAAGACUCCAAAUGUCAAAGCUUGGCAGGAUCGUAUGCUACAAGACCCAGCAGUCAAGGCAACCUUCACUGAGCCAGAAGUCUUCUCAGGAUUUUUCAAGCUCUACGUUGAGGACAGUGUGGAAGCUGCGGAUUACAACCUUAAUUAA